UGACGAGUCAUCAUAAAUAACAUUUCGACCAACAAAAACUAAAAAAAAAAACUAUUAAAAAUAAUAAUUCACUUCCUUGGAUCAUCGUCCAUCUCCUGGCUCUCUCUCAUCAGAUCCUUGAAUCGAGAAGAACCGUUUGAAUACUCGCAUCAGUGAGUUUGUUAUUGGAGAGGAAGGGAUAAGGCGGAGAUGGUGAAGAUGACAUUGAUAGCUCGUGUUACUGACGGGUUGCCUCUAGCAGAGGGACUCGACGAUGGACGUGACUUACCAGAUUCCGACAUGUAUAAGCAACAGGUCAAGUCUCUGUUCAAGAAUCUCUCCAGAGGUCAUAACGAAGCUUCGAGAAUGUCUGUUGAAACUGGGCCCUAUGUUUUCCAUUAUAUCAUAGAAGGACGUGUUUGCUACUUGACAAUGUGUGACCGCUCUUACCCAAAGAAACUCGCGUUCCAGUACCUUGAAGAUCUCAAGAAUGAGUUUGAACGUGUGAACGGGCCUAACAUUGAGACAGCUGCUCGACCUUAUGCCUUUAUUAAAUUUGAUACGUUCAUACAGAAAACGAAGAAACUGUACCAAGACACUCGUACGCAACGAAAUAUUGCUAAGCUGAAUGAUGAACUCUAUGAGGUCCAUCAGAUAAUGACGCGGAAUGUUCAGGAAGUCCUAGGUGUUGGUGAAAAGCUGGACCAGGUGAGCGAGAUGUCGAGUAGGCUAACUUCUGAAUCUCGUAUAUAUGCUGACAAGGCUAAAGAUUUGAACCGUCAGGCUUUGAUCCGGAAAUGGGCACCAGUAGCGAUCGUGCUCGGUGUAGUUUUCCUUCUUUUCUGGGUCAAGAACAAGCUAUGGUAAAUGAAAGGAGGAACUUAAAGGCUAUUUCCAUAAUUUAGCAGACUUGGCCAGCGCACAUCUCCUUAUUCCGGCACUCAAAAUGUCUUCUUUCUUUUAAAGAGAAACUUCGACACAUUUUGUACUUCUAUAGUAUGCAGACUUUUAUGAGACCUGGUCAUAUUUUCAUCAUCCGUUAUACUCUUUAAACUUGAUCCUCA
Molecule: messenger RNA, 1043 nt
Organism: Brassica napus (rape)
Lineage: Eukaryota; Viridiplantae; Streptophyta; Magnoliopsida; Brassicales; Brassicaceae
Product: 25.3 kDa vesicle transport protein-like
Exons: 6
Coding region: 190-846 (218 amino acids)
Biological process (GO): vesicle fusion with Golgi apparatus; endoplasmic reticulum to Golgi vesicle-mediated transport; retrograde vesicle-mediated transport, Golgi to endoplasmic reticulum
Cellular component (GO): ER to Golgi transport vesicle membrane; SNARE complex; endoplasmic reticulum-Golgi intermediate compartment
Molecular function (GO): SNAP receptor activity
Source: RefSeq, a predicted model, not a curated record